GUAAUAAUAAUAACAAUAAUAAUAAUAAUAAUAAUAAUGAUAAUAAUAAUGAUAAUUCCGAUCGAAUAUUCAACGAACACGUUCCAGGUUUAGAGCUUAUCCCGAGACAAAAAUAGAAGUCGUUCUAGAUCCUUUAGAUGUGCAUAUCUCGGACGAUCUAGAAAGACGUGGCUCCCAGCUCCGCAUUCUUCGUCGUCCAUUGUACGUAAUGCAUCUCUCGAGUCGAAUGCACGUGCCUAACGUCCCUACUACAGCUUAUAACGCUUAUUCGUAUUCUGAUUAGCGCGCACGUGCAAUAUUAUGGAGCACACUAGACACACCGUGCUUCUUGUCAAGGUUCUUUCGCGUGGGUGUGGAUCGUAAUCGUUCGAAAAGUAUUAAAGAAAUCUAUAGCGAGAUCUCUCUAUCUUUUUCAUUCUCUCCCUCUCUCUCUCUCUCUCUCACACUCUUUCUCUAACUUUUUACAAAAUUCAAUUACAUACCUAGUAGAUACAUACAUACAUAGAAAUUUCUAUCGAACUUAGGAUAAUUUUUGUUUUAAAUUAAAAUAUUGUCAGAUAUAAAAAUUAUUGAGACAAUUAUUAUAUUGAGAAAUUUGUUAUUACGACAUACGUUUGAAAAUUUGUACGAUCAUUAGAUAGAUAAUUUACGGAAUAGAGAAGGGAUCCUUAUGAAAUAGAAAAAAAAAAAAUAAAUAAAUAAAUAAUAAAUCUGUGUAAGUAUUCAUAGGGACGUCAAUAUUCCUUCGAUGCUCACUAACUGCUGCCCCGUGAGAUCUCUCGACAUCGCAACAAACAAAAAAAAAAAGAGAAGACAAAAAAAGAAAGAGAGAAUAUCUCAAAAAAAAAGAACAAAAGAAGAAGAAAAACAAAAACAAAACAAAAAAGAACAGAAAAGACUACUCGGGCACGUGUCGGCGAAUGACUUUCAGUCCCAUUAGUGUACAAACGUUCGACGACGUGAGGAAGGACCCGCGACGAUAACACGAAUCAUAGCUCGGAUCAUAACUCGGAUCAUAGUAAUCCGGACUGGCAGUGCGCCGCCAUCCGUGAAACGUCGGAUCGCUGUUAACCUUCUUGCGGUGAGUGGCGCGAGGGUGAACACACCACCGAAGUACUCCCUAAUGGAUGACGAAGGAAGGGUAAGGAUGAAGGGUGGAUGAGCAAUAUGGUUCGUCUUGUCAACGAGCACCUAACCUCAGCCCUACACAUGAAAGAACACCCGGACUACAAAUAUCGACCACGACGGAAACCGAAGAAUUUAGUGAAGAAAGAAAAUAAAUUCGGUUUUUCAAUAUCGCCAUUGAUGUCGCCUGGUGAUACCCUCGGCAACAUAUCUCGUGGUCUUUUACCACCAUUGGCACCACCUUCGCAUCAUCAUCCUCUGAUAGGUCACGACGAUCUCAAGAUACCUCGUUUCUUUCCACCGUUUCCGUAUCCCCUCUAUCCGAUUCAACACAAGUUGGGUGACGAAUUGAACGGUGGUAAAUUGGCUGCGGAUUUGGCCUUCCAAGCACUAUACGGUGGUAGUACGUUUUAUUCGAGUCACCAAGCGGUAUCCUGGCCAGGAUUACCGGCGACGACGUGUCUCCAAGCUAAUUGUGGUUGUCCUAGUCCACCGAAGGAUCCGAAAAGGACGUAUUUGCCGUCGAAGUUGGAGGAGAGACCCUUUUCCAGUCCGGGUAAACACGAGGACGAAACUUUUCCGAUCGAGCGUGAUACUACCAUCGAAGAAUCUCGUUACAGAAAGUUAGAGGACGAAGGAUUAACCUCGACAUUGGAAAGGCAUCAAGAAGAAAGAUCGAGAGAUCGUUUCUCAUCAUCUUCUUCCUCAUCGCCAACCGAUCGACCAGAAAGGGUAUCUAGUACGACAUCGGCAACGACAACGAGUACGGUGACUAAAGUUGAAAGCGUAUUCUCCGUACAAAAUCUUACAUCGCCUAGCACGAAUUUGACGUCCCAUAGAAGUCACGUCAUAUGAAGACCGCUGCCGGUUCUCCCGGAUCUAAACUUCCGGGGGAACCUUCUACCAACCGGUUGGCCGACGGCAACCGAUUGGUGGAGAAUACCACCGAUGCUUUCACCGAUCCCACAAGCUAGUGUUGCUAAUUUACCAUCGGCUAACAUAAAGGACGACGAUGUUCACUUUCAGGAAGAACAUCAGAGAAAUUCUGUCGUCUCUAGAACGACUGGGAGGACUGGCUUGCACGUCGGUGCCGCGCAAUGAAAUCUUCUUGAGAAGUAUCAUUAGGUGGACGAGUCAAGUGCAUUUACUGAAACGUGAUAGAAAUGCUUUCAGACUUCUUUUACUUUUCUUUUAACGUGUUUAAAGAAUUUAUGAUAAAUAUCUAAAAGCAGUGAUAUUACGUAAACUUCAUUUCUCCUACGUGUUGUUUGUUGUUUAUCUCAGCUUUAAUAAAAGCAAGAAAUAAUCGACGAUUCUCGCUAAAGAACGUUAUAUCCAAGGUAAGAUGGCCGAAAUUAUUCAAAUUUCGUCGCGUUACUUAAACAAUUGAUAAAAUAAAGUGGAACGAUGGAACGAUGAAAUUCGAUACGUAAUGUCGACGAAAGCCAGAAAAUUAUUAUGUUAAUUGAGACAAUCCCAACAUAGAGAAGAAGAAAAAAAAGAAGAGGAGAGAAAAAAAAAACAAAAAAAAAAGGAAGCGAUGGCAUCCACAACUACCUCAACCCUCCCCCCCACCCUCUACCGAUCGCCCGUUGAAAAUUUCGUGAAAAACAUUUCCUUCUUUCAAAGCCAUCUAGUGAGUUAGAUAGUCGAAAUCGAUAACACGGCGUUACGAAAAUCCCACAAAGAGAUACGGUACUCCCUUCUGGGAGAUACUCCGUACACGUUGGAAAUACUAGAAGAGUCCGAUUUUGAUGAGACAACCAACCCUCUCAUACCACAUAUUACCUACAUACAUGCGAAUCGGGCGUGUCUUUGCCAACCCACGAAAAACAGAAAGAGAAAGGGAGAAAGGACGUAGGAGGGGUUGUAUGCGAGAUCGAGAGAGGAAAGGAUGGAAGAUGGAAAGGGUGAGAGAGAGAGAGACAGAGAGGGGAAAAGGGAAAUAGGGAGGGGGUAGGGAUGGAGGAGAAAAAACCUCUUCCAGUGGAGGCAAAUCUCUUCUUUGGGAUGCGGCCAUGCGAAAUAAGCCAAACGUUUUGAAUGCUAACGUAGAUGCGAGAACGGACCCGACACGUAUGUGCUGUACGCGUUCACGGCUAUUUUGUUGCGGUGGCGUUUUCGCGACGACGAAACGCAUCGAUACAACCCGCGAAAUUAUUCAGCGAAAACGUAUGUAUGUAUGUAUAUAUGUAUGUAUGUAUGUAUGUAUGUAUGUAUGUAUGUAUGUAUGUAUGUAUGUGUGUGUGUGUAUGUAUGUACCUACGUAAACGUUUCCGCGUACGCUUCACGGGAAUAUCGAUCACGAGGAAGGUAUUCGCGAAUCACCCGUUGCGUAUGUAAUUACGUAAAAUCGAAUUUUCUUGUUGUUCGAUGCCAAACGGAGUACCUAUCGUUGUCCCCGUCUAGCCAUUAUUCCAUUGUGUAUAUUUUAUAGAUUUUAUUUUGUGACGAUCGCGCAUAUAUAGAAUUUCUGGUGCUUACAAAAAAGAAAAAGAAAAAGAAGAAAAGAAGAAAAAAAAAAAGAAAGAAAUAAGUAGAACUUUUCGAAGCGGAUUUCAUUUCCUUAAAUCAAAAUUUUCUUGUACUACAAUGACGCGUCAUACGAUUAGAUUUUCUAAUCGUAUUAAUUCAAUAUAGGAAAGAAUAACGGCUAUCGAAAUAGUGCUGGCGCUAAAUUGAACUUUCAAUAUAAAUGAGAAUUCAUUCAUUAUUUUGUUGAAUAGUAGUUAUAUUUACUUAUCGUUUUCUUCGUGAAAAAAUUGUUACGAACUCGUGCAAUCAAAUCCUUUUGUAUUUUAGUAUUAUAUUAUCGUCUGUUAAAUAGUUCUUAUUGAGUUAAGGGCCACGCGUUAAUAAAUUCCGAAGGGACACGCUAACGAAUUUCAAUAAUACAUUAGAAUGACUCUGAAAAAGUCAAAGACGCAUUUUACUUAAAGCGUUCCACAAAAGAUGUAAAAUAAGUAUAAUGUAAAACAUAUCUAAUAAAUAGAAACAUAUCUUUCGAGUACGUAUGUAGCGCGUUCGUCUCUAUGUAAAAGAAAAAGAAAAAAAAAAAAAAAAGAAAAAAAACAAAAAAGAAAAAACUCCAAAAAAAAGGAAGACAAAGCAAAAAAAAAAUCUCUCAUGUACGAUCCGUCUAAUUUUUUCCAUUAACUUAAAUCCAACUGCGUUGUAUUACACGCCGAGGUGACAUAUAAAAUAAUCACUGUUAAUUCAUGCUGUAACAUAAUGCAAUUU
Vespa crabro (European hornet) is the source of this 4365-nucleotide messenger RNA. RefSeq names its product transcription factor Sox-21-B-like. Gene Ontology annotation, biological process: cell differentiation; anatomical structure morphogenesis; regulation of DNA-templated transcription. Gene Ontology annotation, molecular function: RNA polymerase II cis-regulatory region sequence-specific DNA binding; DNA-binding transcription factor activity, RNA polymerase II-specific. The coding region runs from base 1159 to 1980 and encodes 273 amino acids. The transcript is spliced from 2 exons. The record is from RefSeq and is a predicted model, not a curated record. Lineage: Eukaryota; Metazoa; Arthropoda; Insecta; Hymenoptera; Vespidae.